Hyla sarda is the source of this 743-nucleotide messenger RNA. Its product is annotated as ribosome-binding protein 1-like. NCBI's taxonomy places the organism in Eukaryota, Metazoa, Chordata, Amphibia, Anura, Hylidae. Bases 67 to 627 code for a protein of 186 amino acids. The transcript is spliced from 2 exons. The record is from RefSeq and is a predicted model, not a curated record.
CCCACUGGGCCUCCCACAAGACAUUCACCUCCAGCCUUGUUUGGAAGCAAGUAAGAUCAAGACAUCAUGGCCGUUCUCAAGCGUGGCAGAAGAUCUCAUGGCAGAAGAAGGUCUGCCAGAAAAGCCCAUGGAAGAAAAACCCAUGCCAAAAGAUCCCAAGGAAGAACAACCCAUGGAAGAAUAAGCCAUGGAAGAACAACCCAUGGAAGAACAACCCAGGGAAGAACAACCCAGGGAAGAACAACCCAGGGAAGAACAACCCAGGGAAGAAUAAGCCAAGGCAAAACUACCCAUGGAAGAACAAGCCAAGGCAGAACUACCCAUGGAAGAACAAGCCAAGGCAGAAGAACCCAUGGAAGAAUAAGCCAAGGCAGAACAACCCAAGACAGAACAACCCAUGGAAGAAUAAGCCAUGGAAGAACAACCCACGGCAGAACAACCCAUGGAAGAAUAAGCCAUGGAAGAACAACCCAUGGCAGAACAACCCAUGGAAGAAUAAGCCAAGGCAGAACAACCCAUGGAAGGACAACCCAAGGAAGUAAAAGGAGGACUCAGGGGACUCGGAGACAAUCUACAAUAGGACACAAGCGCAGAUACCACUAUUACUACAGGAAUAUGCGGGUGUAGAGGAACGAAGUGAUCUUCUCUCCUGACCCAUCCUCUUGUGUAGUAUCCAAGCCGACCUAUGACCUUUAUAACCUGUCACCAAAUCCACCGCAGGAAAUAAAAACCCUGAGCAGAAA